Molecule: messenger RNA, 2283 nt
Organism: Penicillium longicatenatum
Lineage: Eukaryota; Fungi; Ascomycota; Eurotiomycetes; Eurotiales; Aspergillaceae
Product: phosphatidylinositol-3-phosphatase YMR1
Exons: 3
Coding region: 1-2283 (760 amino acids)
Biological process (GO): dephosphorylation
Molecular function (GO): phosphatase activity
Source: RefSeq, a predicted model, not a curated record
AUGGACAAAACACAGGUUGCUAAGGUCAGCUCCGGCAUACAGGUUGACAAUGUGACCUUGGCUCGCCGCGGCGAACAAGUGGACGGAUCCCUCCAUCUAACCCCUCACCAUCUUAUCUUCUCCCAUUUCCCGCCCAUCUCCGGCGAGGAUCAGGCCAAGGGUGUGACAGUCAGACCGAAAGAGCUCUGGAUCACCUACCCUAUAAUUGCUUUCGGCACCUUGCGACUGGCUCCCGCGGCCUCCCGCCAACUAUCUUCUAUCCGCCUUCGCUGCCGUGACUUCACGUUUGUCUGUUUUUAUUUCGCCAAUGAGCAUAAAGCCCGUGAAGUAUUUGAAAGCAUCAAACAAUGGACAUGCAAAUCUGGUCGGCUGGAUAAGCUCUAUGCUUUUACCUAUCAGCCACUGCUCGCCGAGAAGGAGUUUAAUGGCUGGGAGUUGUAUAACCCUCGGAAGGAGUGGAUGCGCCAGGGCGUCUUAAAAGAGAGCUCCGGCUGGCGUGUUUCAGACAUCAAUAUUGAUUACAGUUUCUCUCCAACAUACCCCGCUCUGAUUGCGGUACCCUCCUCUAUCUCCGACAAUACGAUCAAUUACGCAGGCCGAUACCGUUCCAGGGCGAGAAUCCCUGCCCUUACUUACUUUCAUCCGAUUAACAACUGCACCAUUACCAGAAGCUCCCAACCCCUUGUGGGCGUGCGCCAGAAUCGCAGUAUUCAGGAUGAGAAACUACUUGCUACCAUCUUCUCAACUUCGCGAUCAGAACGGCCCUUGGGUAGCUUUUCUAUCCCUACUUUAGAGAACGAGCAAUCGGAUUCCAGUCAUGGCAGUUCGGAAUGGAACGAGACGGGCCCUGACAUGUCAAUGGCUGAGGAUGUCAAGGACGAUAUGCUUGCCGCUGCUCGUGGAAACCCUGAAGAUGAGCGCUUGAUAUACGGUGCCCAACAACAAAAUCUGAUCGUUGAUGCACGACCAACAGUGAAUGCAUAUGCAAUGCAAGCUGUUGGUAUGGGUUCCGAGAAUAUGGACAACUACAAGUUUGCCACUAAGGUAUAUCUUGGUAUUGACAACAUCCAUGUCAUGCGUGAUUCUUUGAACAAGGUUGUUGAUUCCUUGAAAGAGACUGACGUUACUCCUCUUGGCCCUAACCGAGACCAACUGGCGCGAAGCGGGUGGUUGAAGCAUAUUGCGGGUAUUUUAGAAGGGGCCAAGGUGAUUACCCGUCAAGUUGGACUACAACAUUCACAUGUUUUGAUUCACUGCUCCGAUGGAUGGGACAGAACAAGCCAACUUAGUGCCCUUAGCCAGGUCUGCCUGGACCCAUACUUCCGUACCUUGGAAGGCUUCAUGGUCUUGGUAGAGAAAGAUUGGCUUUCCUUUGGUCAUAUGUUCCGGCAUCGGUCUGGUCAUCUGAACAGCGAAAAAUGGUUCCAAAUUGAAAACGAGAGAAUUGGCGGCGACAACAAUCGUGGAUUUGAAAGCAGCGGCGCAGGGCAGGCCCUUGAGAAUGCGUUCCGUAGUGCCAAAGGCUUUUUUGGACGAGACAACAACAGUCGUGACUCCCUGCAGGAUUCUGAUGGAGAGAUGCUGAGUUAUGACUCUGACACACCGACAAAGAAACCCAGUUCGGCUCCACGCUCCAUUGUGGCUGAGAAAGAAGUUACGAAAGUGAAAGAAACCAGCCCUGUCUUCCACCAGUUCCUAGAUGCGACAUACCAGCUAUUGCACCAAUACCCAACUCGUUUUGAGUUCAAUGAACGCUUUCUCCGCCGCCUACUAUACCAUCUCUAUUCUUGUCAGUUUGGAACAUUCCUGUUCAACAACGAGAAGGAGCGGAUGGAUACGAAAGCAAAAGAGAGGACUCGCAGUGUGUGGGAUUGGUUCCUAGCCCGACGAGAACAAUUCAUCAACCCGCAGUAUGAUCCAGAAGUUGAUGAUCACAAGCGAGGACAAGAACGACUGCUCUUCCCUCGCCCAAAGGAUACACGCUGGUGGGCUGAGUCAUUUGGUCGAGCAGAUGGAGAAAUGAAUGGACCCCGACCUUCUGAUCCAUCACUGACAAGUGACUAUGAUAGUCCCGGUGCAGUCCGGACACCCGUCUUGACUGGCAUCGAGACCGCGCAGGAAAAUGUGACAACUGGAACUUCUAGCGCCAAUGUUUCCAACGUUGCAACGUCAGGUCUGGCUGCAGUCACGUCAGGAUUAUCCAACAUUUCGAUCCUUAAGAACAAUCCACAUGAGCCUAAAGGAGAAGAAAGCCGGAAAGAGAUGGAGGUGGAGAUGCAAUAA